GCCGGUGCGAUCGUGGCGCUGGCGGAGUGGAGCAGCGAGAGCCGCAUGUAAAUGAACACCUCCACCUCCGUGUUGUUGUCACCUGAGGAUCCAGAGGGGCACAUCGACUCGUCCCGUCCCCCCGUCAUCGGCGAGCCGACCUGUAACGUUUACCGUGGAGAUAAAUAAAAAAAGAAAGAAAGAAAGAAAGAAAGAUUAAACUGCACUACUUUGGAGCAAACGCUGACCGCUAAUCGCCGCCGUGUGUCGCCGCCGUUUUCUCGCUACAGUAACACGACGAGCGCCUCUCUGCCGCCCCCUGCUGACCAUGCUGCAGAGCGUGUGCGCCCUGGUCGUGGCACUCGCCGCUGCCGCCCUCAGCUCGGCGGACCCCGACGCGCACAGACCGAGGCAUGACUCCAACCUGGAGAUCUACAAGCGGCUGUUUGAGACCAAGAGGAAAGAUCAGCUGAACGCGCUCAAGAACCUGGUGGAGCUGAACGACAUCAACCAGCAGUACAAGAUCAUAGACAUCAUGCUCAAAGGACUCUUCAAGGUGUUGGAGGACUCCAGACAAAUCCUGGUUGCAGCCAACAUGCAGCCUGACGACCCCUUCCCCAUGGACGAUAAGAUCAAAGAAGCUUAUUCCCACGUGGUGGAGAAUACGGCGUUUUUCGGCGACGUGGCGCUGCGAUUCCCCCGCAUUGUCCACCACUACUACGACCGGAACGCCGACUGGGGCGGUCUGCUGCGCUGGGGGCUGAACUUCUGUAACCUGACGGGGGUUUUUACCGGAGGAGCCCACCAACAUGUCCUCACACUUAUGUCACAGGAGCUGGGAAUAACAGAGAAAUCCCCAGACUUUAUAAACCCGUACCGCACCGAGAGGGAUGAUGUCCUUCACACUGCAGAGGCUUUCCAAAAGAUCCUGAGGGAGGAGGAGAAGAGGAGGAGGAAGGAGGAGAAGAGGAAAGAAAUCCGGAAAGGCCCCCGCAUCUCCCGCUCUCGCACCGAGCUAUAGCGCCGCACCCUCAGCGCUUUGUGCAGAGCAGAGGAGAAGAGGAAGGAGCGUACGCACGGUCCACAAGGGGCGGCUUGACUUGUAGACUCAGAUGACAGCGAAGGAAAUCAAAAGCUGCCAUCAGUUGUACGAAAGCCAGGUGCUCUGUUGAAAAGAAGAGAGGAACCCUCAAUGUGAUACAACAAAGUGAAAAGGAAGUGGAGGUUAGCUGACAAAAGCCUGAAUCACUGCACUCAGUUACAGUGAUUACAAUUGGAAAAUCUGUUGUUGUAUAAGAGGUUAAAUAUGUCUCUGGAAUAGGAGUUGAUAAGGGAAACUCACUUUUGAUAACUUGAGGAUUACAUAAUUGUACUUUGGAAUAUAAGUAAUUUCAAUAAAUUUGCUUCAGAACUUUGCAAAACCCUCCUGUAUCGUGUCUGGUCUAGAUUUAAUGUGUCUAAAGCCCAAAUGCUUCAAAUACGUGUGGUUGCCAAAUAUAAAUUUGACCUCACCUCAUUAAAAUCCGGCCUGUUUCUGGUUAGGCUAAGCUUGAUUUAGAGUAGUAGAGUUUUAUUUCAUUCUCUUUAUUUUUUAUUUCUUAUUCUUUCUCCUUGAACUGGGAUUUGUUAGA
Messenger RNA from Seriola dumerili (greater amberjack), 1610 nucleotides. It is a transcript of the gene ccdc134, whose product is annotated as coiled-coil domain containing 134. NCBI's taxonomy places the organism in Eukaryota, Metazoa, Chordata, Actinopteri, Carangiformes, Carangidae. The transcript has 7 exons. The record is from RefSeq and is a predicted model, not a curated record. The coding region runs from base 308 to 1000 and encodes 230 amino acids.